GUGAUGUCAGAUCCCCUGGAACUGGAGUUACUGACAGUUGUGUGUUGCCAUGUGGGUGCUGGGAAUUGAACCUGGGUCCUCUGGAGGAACAGCCCAGUGCUCUUAUCUGACUCAUCUCUCCAGCUGGGUGGAUUAAGAGACAGGGAGGAACUUCUUACUAGACAGAGUUGGGGCUCCUCUGUGUACAUCUCAGUGAGAGUAAGCAGGUGGGUGAUGAGAGGGGCUCACAAUUCCUCUAGGUCCCUAGUGGUAGGUACUCAACCCUUUACUACUGCUCUCAUCUUCCAUUGUCUCUGAAAUAGCCUGUAUGUAAGAACCAGUUGCUUAAGGAGAUGUCAAGGUUUGGCCAAGGAAGGAGGUAGGUUUCAUGGCCUAGUUACAUGGGUCUCAACCUUAGCUGCUCAGGAGCCUGAGGCAGGAAUAUCCCAAGUUUAAAGCCAGCCUUUGCAAGUUAGCUAGCAAAACCCUGUCUCAACCCUCUGCCCCCCCCCCAAAAAAAAAAACCUAACUUAAAAGGACCCAGGUGUGAAAUACUUGAUUCAGAUGAUAGCAAUGUAUAGCCCCACAGGCAAAUUCAAAAAUCAAGCUGUUAGACACACCCUGGGAGUUACAGCAGGGUGGGGGAAGAGGCAGAGGGGGCAGGUGAGGUUGAGGCGGUACUUUAGGAGGAGCUGCCUACCUCCAUUGUUCCCUUGGCUGAGGGAGAAAAGGAGCCCCAGGUGGCAGUUCCAGCCCCUUAGAGUUCUGUUUCAGUACAAAGGGCUUCAUUUUUUCCUCCUACCUGCCCUGGCUUACCCCUCCCCCUAGCACAGUCCUGCUGUGAUGAAUUCUCUUAGAUUUUGUGCUUGAAGAAUAACCAGGAAACUGAAAGGUUUCCAGGUGUGUAUGCUCUGCAGGGACAGUUUAGGGCAGUGUUGGGAAAUUCCACUUCACUUUUUCCGGCUGCUCAGAGCCCCUACAAGCACCCUGCAGGAGGCCACAACCAUGGCGGGUCCUAGACACCCAGUAUCAGCGCAUGCUGUAGCCCUGGUGCAGAUGGAGCGACUUCAGACAUUUGCCUUCUCUGUGCACUGGUCAGACAACAGUGACUCGUCUGUUCGCCGGAGCUGGGAUGAGUUUAGGAAGCUCCAGGGACUGACACCCAUUUCUUCCCCUCAGAAGAUCCUUAAGAAAACCUUCCCAGUGGAGGCGGGCCUGCUCCGGAGAUCUGAAAGAGUUCUUCCCAAGCUUCCUGAUGUUCCACUGCUGACACGUCGGGGGCAUACUGGCCGAGGUCUGGUACGUUUGCGACUGCUGGACACCUAUGUACAGGCACUGCUGGCAACCUCAGAGCAUGUAUUGAGGAGCUCAGCACUCAAUGACUUCUUUGCACCAAAACCUCUGGAUCUGAAGCCCAUGCUGCCUCCUGGCAGCCUGGUGAUCUUGCCCACACAAGAGGAGCCCUUAUCCCAACCUGGAAGCAGCCUUGCCAUUCAUAACCUGGAGGCUCAGAGCAUGCGCUGUCUACAGCCUUUCUACACCCAUGACACAAGGGACAGGCCUUUCCACACACAGGCUCAAGAAAUUCUGGACGUAUUACUACGACAUCCUUCAGGCUGGUGGCUGGUGGAGAACAAGGAUCAGCAGACAGCCUGGUUUCCAGCUCCCUACCUGGAGGAAGUAGCCCAAGGCCAGGGCCAGGAGUCAGACCUGGCUUUGCAAGGCUGUGGGACGCAGUUCUGUGCUACCCAGGCCUAUGAGGGCAGUCGCACUGAUGAGCUAUCAGUGCCUGCAGGGGCACGUGUGUAUGUGCUGGAAACCUCAGACCGCGGCUGGUGGCUGUGCAGGUACAACGGACGGGUAGGCCUGUUUCCUGCAGUGCUGCUGCAACCUGAAGGGCUGGGCUCCCUCCUGGGCAGGCCAGGGCUCCCAGAUAGUGGGAAGGAAGACAAGGUGACCAAGGACAGGAUUGUUCCCCCUGUAGUACCAAGUCGCCCCUGUAUGAGUGCCAUCCAGAGCCGAUGCUGCUCCAUCACCUGCAGGGCACUGGGACAGGACCAAAGGACCCAGGGUCCCUUUUGAGGAUUUGUGUAGCCCCGCAGAGAGGUUAUACUGUCAACCCCAACCAGAGGCAAAGCAGGGAUCCAGACCUGUCAAUCAAACAGGAUAGGGUGGGGCUCAAUGGCUGGCAGGGCCAAAGAGCAACAACUUCCCUUUCCUCUAAAUAAAACUGGAAUGACUUCA
This is a messenger RNA of Cricetulus griseus (Chinese hamster), 2223 nucleotides long. The record is from RefSeq and is a predicted model, not a curated record. Lineage: Eukaryota; Metazoa; Chordata; Mammalia; Rodentia; Cricetidae.